UUUUUAAAAAGCUACACUUGUUCCAAUGACUUCGAAAGCUACAAAUACGCAAUACAAAUCAGCCUUUGAAGGACUUUAUUGGACAGUUAAACAUAUAAAAGGACACAAGUGCAACUUGGUAGAAGAAGUAGAUCCGGUAGCGAGAUUUGUUAAGUCAGGAUGGUUUGUCCCAGCGCGAAGGUCUUGGAAAAAAUUCGUUACUAUCAGCGAAAAAAAUCCAGUCACCAAGAUCCAUAUGAAAUCAACUUAUAACAUAAGAGUAGAAAAUGUGAGGCAUUUGGAGAAGUACUAUUGCAUGAUACACCCCUUUAGUGAAGGCCGUUUCUACUGGGAUACUAUAAUGUCUGUUAUUUACAUCGUUCAAUUGGAGUCUGUUCCUGUGCUCAUUAUGGCUUCUGAACAUCUAACUGCUGCGCCUUACCACUGGUUCACAUUCCUCAUCAUUUUGAACAUCUUCUGUGCGGCAGAUAUAGUGAUAUCUUUUUUCUGCGGGUAUUACGAUGAGGCUAACCAGAAGAUUGUUCUUGAAGCAUCGGCUGUAGCCAAAAAAUACAUUUGCAGUUACUUCUUCUUCGAUUUGAUAUCAGUUCUUCAAAUAAACCACAUUGCUGCGUAUACUGGAUGGUUUGAACAGAAAGGCUUUUAUAAUGCCCAAUGGGUGUUCAGAUUUGCCAGGAUAAAAACAAUAUUGAAUUACUCUGAUGAGUAUAGGAUAAGGUGGAAUAUCCCAACUUACAUUUUCAGAACAGCAGCAUAUAUAAAUAUUUGGAUUAUAUUUUUCCUUUGGGUCCUGUAUCUGAUAAUAAUAGUCAGGUAUUCAGAUACUGACGAACCAGUAGACAAUUCGUUUCACACCAUUAUGAUUAUGGUAUUGGAAAUGGUUCAAACUAUAUUCCUGGUUAGAGUACCAAGAUCGGUAUCUGAAGAACCAUGGUACAAAAUGUUGGUGUAUCUACUGUUAUUAUUUACUGGACUAUUCCUCAAUAUGUUCAUAGCCGCCCAAAUAUUGCAAAUAUACACUUGUCGAAACAUCUCGAAAAACAAGUACAGCCACUUGAUGAACCAGAUCGAAGCUUACACAAGAUUCAAGCAAGUACCACAUGAAGUAAGCAACAGAAUUAAAAGCUACAUCCAAUUCAAAUUCCAAAAGACAGUUUUCAAGGAGAAGUUGAUAUUGGAGACUAUAUCUAAUUCGUUGAGAAACGAGAUAGUGUGGCAUUUAUGCCAAAACUUCAUCACAAGGGUGGAAAUAUUCAAAGAUAUGCCCCCAAAUGUUAUGAUGAAAAUUGUUAUGUUGUUAAAACAGGAAAUUUAUCUCCCUAAUGAUGUUGUUGUACAAACAGGAGAACUUGGUACAGAGAUGUUUUUUAUUUACGUUGGUGUUCUUGCCGUUUAUACACCUACAGGAAAGGAGAUAUGCCACUUAACCGAUGGCGAUCAUUUUGGAGAGAUUGCACUUUUACUAAACGAAACAAGGGUAGCGAGUUGCGUAGCAAUCGACUUCUGCGAAUUGUACCGUCUCACCAAACGUGACUUCAACGAAGCCUUGGAAUCUUACCCUGCUGCGAAAAUGAGAAUAAUACAGUUAGGUCAGGAUCGUUUCAAACAAACUGAAAAAAUCAUUCAGGGGACAACAGUAGAACACUCCGAUGGAGAAUUAGAUGACUAAGAUUUGGGAUGCUGUUUCGAAUUUUCCAAUGAUGAAAGUUAAAUAAAGUUAUACUCAUCCACA
Messenger RNA from Coccinella septempunctata (seven-spotted ladybird), 1732 nucleotides. Its product is annotated as potassium/sodium hyperpolarization-activated cyclic nucleotide-gated channel 2-like. Bases 26 to 1669 code for a protein of 547 amino acids. Lineage: Eukaryota; Metazoa; Arthropoda; Insecta; Coleoptera; Coccinellidae. The transcript is spliced from 7 exons. The record is from RefSeq and is a predicted model, not a curated record.